UCAAGAAGGGCAGGGCGGGGCGGCCCCCUCCGGGUCAGUUUCGGCCUCGGGCAGCGGCGGAGGGACCGGAUCGGACAGUACCAGCGGCGUGGGGCUGACCACCGAUCACCGAUCCUGCACUUGGCCAUGGCUGCCAUCAGAAAGAAGCUGGUAAUUGUGGGCGAUGGGGCCUGUGGGAAAACUUGUCUGCUGAUUGUCUUCAGUAAGGACCAGUUUCCUGAAGUUUAUGUGCCUACUGUCUUCGAGAACUACAUUGCUGAUAUUGAAGUGGACGGCAAGCAGGUGGAACUGGCGCUAUGGGACACAGCUGGGCAGGAAGACUAUGACCGUUUGAGGCCGCUCUCCUAUCCUGACACGGAUGUUAUCCUCAUGUGCUUCUCCAUCGACAGCCCUGACAGCCUGGAGAACAUUCCUGAGAAGUGGACCCCAGAGGUGAAGCAUUUCUGCCCGAAUGUGCCCAUCAUUCUCGUCGGGAACAAGAAGGACCUGCGGUUGGAUGAGCACACGCGACGGGAGCUGGCAAAGAUGAAGCAGGAGCCUGUGAGACCGGAUGAAGGCCGGGACAUGGCCAAUCGCAUUGGUGCCUUUGGCUACCUGGAGUGCUCGGCCAAAACCAAGGAGGGGGUGCGGGAGGUGUUUGAGAUGGCCACCAGGGCUGGCCUGCAGGUCCGCAAGAAUAAACGACGGCGAGGCUGCCCCCUCCUCUGAGCUUCCCUGUCCCGGAUUCCUGUUCCCUCCUUUUUCUUUCUCAUCCCCCCAUCCCAAUCCUUGUGGGGAUGGGUGGGUAUACAGGAAGCCCCCUCCCCACACACACCCUAAACCCAACCUUCUAGGGUUCACUCCCUUCCUGAAGCGGGAGUGUGCACGCUGCACCUGCUUUCCUCCCCACCCCCAGGUCUGGGGGCUCAGGAUCACUAAGGAAGGGGAAGCUCUCCUUAUCUGGGGGGCGCUGGACCCUGUAUGGUCUGAAUUGGGUUGCUCUCCUGGCCCCAGGAUGGAGAAAGGGGAGGGGUGGUGCGAGCAGCCCUGGGUGGGGUAACGCAUGUAUGCACACACGCUCACAACAGUGUUUUAUACUCACAGGGGAAUGGCCUCUGCCCUCAGCUGGGACAGUUAGAGCUCCUGAACUUUUCUCCCUCUUCCUCCUCCCCUUCCCCUCCACCAUCCCUGCUCUCCCCUUCCCCCCCGCAAUGGCAGAUCUCCUGUGGGCUUCAGGGGUGGGGGUUGAGGAUGAUGGUGAAUAAAGGCUAUGGGAACUCUCUGGGC
Messenger RNA from Ornithorhynchus anatinus (platypus), 1266 nucleotides. It is a transcript of the gene RHOC, whose product is annotated as ras homolog family member C. The transcript has 5 exons. Gene Ontology annotation, cellular component: neuron projection. Gene Ontology annotation, molecular function: GTP binding; GTPase activity. Lineage: Eukaryota; Metazoa; Chordata; Mammalia; Monotremata; Ornithorhynchidae. Gene Ontology annotation, biological process: small GTPase-mediated signal transduction. The record is from RefSeq and is a predicted model, not a curated record. The coding region runs from base 127 to 708 and encodes 193 amino acids.